UAAGAAAAAAAUGUUUUUUAAAAGAAAAACAAAAAUCCCACCGUUGAAAUUGCAGAAAAAAGAAGCAGCCACAUCAACAGAAUAUAUCCGUCUUUCUAUUUUCCCAUCAACCCACCGCCUCUUCUUCGCCUCUUCUCAUCUUUACUAGAUUCUCCUCUCUCUCUCUCUCUCCCUCUCUGAAACGAAAGGGAGGAGAAAGCUAAACUAAAAAGUUUCCUCUUUUCUCUUUUUCGCACUUUUUACCUCUUCGCAUACGAAAGGAGCAGAUGCCUCUUUGAAUUAUUCGACGGUUUGUAUUGCGCCAAGGUCGCUCCUUGAUACUGGAUUUCCAGAUUUCUUCAUGAUUCCCCAUUUGGGAUGCUCUUGAUUAAGCCCCAACUCUGACCUCGUGAGGUUCGACUGGACUGAUAGCCUAGAGUUCUUAAAGUAAAUCACUGAAUGGUCGAGCUAAGAGCUUCAAAUUGUUAGAAUUUUUGUCGAAUCUUCUGUUAGAUGGGGAAAACUGGAAGCCUCUUCAGUUCAUUCUCCAAAUUCUAAGAAUGGAUGAUGGAGAGCUUGAUAUUUCAGGCCACCUGCUUAUGUCAAACCCCGACAUGUCCAACACCUUCGAUGAAUUCUUGACUAACACCACGACAUGCACCCACACCCACACCUGCAACCCCCCGGGCCCCACGGCCCCCGCCCACACCCACACAUGCUACCACACCCACACCCAAGUGUUUGCAUCAGCCGAAGGUGAAAGAGAAGAGGAUCAUAAAAAGCCUCGAAAACCCUUAGGAAAUCGAGAGGCUGUACGGAAGUAUCGGGAGAAAAAGAAAGCACAUGCAGCUUACCUUGAAGAGGAAGUCAAAAAACUUAGGGUUAUAAAUCAGCAGUUGACGAGGAGAUUGCAAGGACAAGCGGCAUUAGAAGCGGAGGUUGUUAGGCUGAAGAGCCUUUUAGUUGAUCUAAGGGCAAAGAUUGAUGGUGAAUUGGGUGUUUAUCCAUUUCAAAAACCGUGCAGUGGUUUACCUUGUAAUGAGAACAUGCAGUGUGUUGGUUUGAAUGGCGAGAUGCUUGAUUGGGAUGGGAAUUGCAUGCCUCCGGUUGUUGAUUGUCAAAUCAAUUUGAAUGGUGGUAUGAGGAAUUUGGCGACACCCAAUUCUCAAGCAAAGUGAAUCUUCAAGGUUUGAGCUUCUUGAAGUCUUAUUAAUUUUGUUCAAUUUUGUUACGCCGUUCAGUGUUUUUAUUGUUCACUAGCAAUGAGCAUCUAAGUGAAGAUUUUGUGAUUUUGGUAUGUGUAGAAAUAGUAUCAAUGCAAAUAAUGUACUAUAGAUGGAGAAAGCUUCCUACGUAUCAUGUGUUAGAGAAGUUGUCUGUACAGAGCAAUGGGAGUUUGCCUUUUUUAAGGAGGAUUUUCUCUUGCAAUGUUUAGAAAAUAUGGUCCAUUUGUGUUUUCUUA
Asparagus officinalis (garden asparagus) is the source of this 1441-nucleotide messenger RNA. RefSeq names its product basic leucine zipper 23-like. The transcript has 2 exons. Gene Ontology annotation, molecular function: RNA polymerase II cis-regulatory region sequence-specific DNA binding; DNA-binding transcription factor activity, RNA polymerase II-specific. NCBI's taxonomy places the organism in Eukaryota, Viridiplantae, Streptophyta, Magnoliopsida, Asparagales, Asparagaceae. Gene Ontology annotation, biological process: DNA-templated transcription; regulation of transcription by RNA polymerase II. Bases 540 to 1157 code for a protein of 205 amino acids. The record is from RefSeq and is a predicted model, not a curated record.